Molecule: messenger RNA, 1041 nt
Organism: Zychaea mexicana
Lineage: Eukaryota; Fungi; Mucoromycota; Mucoromycetes; Mucorales; Lichtheimiaceae
Exons: 1
Coding region: 1-1041 (346 amino acids)
Source: RefSeq, a predicted model, not a curated record
AUGACGUCCCUUGAUUUUCUUGCAAGCGAUAUUGUAUUUCCAUCCGAUUCAAACGAGCCCAAGCUGUCCGUCAAUGCCUCAUCUAAGCUACCCGACCCGGUCGAUUGGUCCCUCCAUGACUACUACAGCACAGCACUCGAAAAAACUUUUGUUCCGAUUCAUUCAUUGACAGACCUCCGCAAACUCGACCCGGUGCCACAAAAGGAAGCAUUUUAUGAGAUGCCAUCCUUCACCGUAUACAACAGCAACGGUCACAAUAAUCCAAAGCUGCAACUGUGCCAAGAUAAGAUGCUCUUGUUGCUAAGCAUCCGAAAGGCCGUAGCAGCAGCAUUGCCACCACAGCAGAAAGAACGGCAACAGCCAACAACAGCAGUAACGAAGCAACAGCACGCAAUAUUACCGUCCCACCCGCCCGCUUUGGAGGAUCCCAAAGAGAUCCGUGCGGCGCUCCGUGGUGCUCUGGAACUGACUCAAAAUGAUAUGCAGCACAACGGAUUUGCCCACCCGAGCACGGCGGCACGCAGCAGCAAGGAAUGGAAAUGGGAAGACGAGAUCUUGCACGACGCUUUGGAAUUUCCUGUGGCCCGUACUCCCAACAGCACCCGCAAUAACGACAACAGCUAUAAUAGCAGUGGUGCAGCCUAUCUCAUCGAUGAUGAUGAGGAUUAUGACCACGAUGAAAAUGAUGUAGCAUCUCUCCCUUACUGCAGCAGCAUUGAAGAUGAUGCAAGCUCCAUUGCAUACAGCAUGUCCUCGCAAGCCGCGCCACCCAUGCCCCUGAUAAUCAACCAUCAUUUCGAUGAUUCCACAUCUACUACCAGCUCCACUACAACCAACACCACUUUGGUAUCUUCACCAUCUUCAUCUGUCACAGCUGCAUCUUCGUCGCGAUGGUCAAAUGUCAUGGGUAAACUCAAGUCAAUUACCAAGCCAUUCAAGUCCCCCACGGACAAACGCUCUAGCAGCAGCAGCAACCAGGCCAAUAACAAUCAGCAACAAGGAGGCCUGCGGCGUUUCUUGCUCAAGCGCCAUCUACACUAA